GAAAGUUUGUUUUGAUUUCGUUUUUGCACAAAAACGUAUUUAAUUUUAUUAAUAAUAAAAAUUAUUAGAUGGCUGCAAAUGAAAUAAAACAGUCAUUAAGAAAGUUGGAAUUUCCGUUUUGUGCUAGGGAAGCGCUAUGUCGAAUAGAAAUGUUAUGCGGAAGAUCCGGGAAGCAAAUGGAUUUACAAAUGGAUUUGAUGUCAGAAUUUGUUUUCGGAGAAAUAGAGAGACGGAAAAAUCGUAAUGUCCCGGUUGCUAUUCAGGAAUUACAGUUAAUUGAAAUUCUCAGUGAUUUUUUUGAAAGUCCUGGCGGAAGCGUUGCUGUGAGAAAUGCAGUAUUCUUAUCGCUCUAUCCAGCCGAGACACAGAGGCAUAAGAUUUUAGGGAAUUUAGUCUCCUUAUCCAUAGCAACUCAGAAUAAGGCCGUUUUAAAUGCCGCUGGUAUUUGGAUGCAACAAUUAGGUUCAACGUCCUUACAAAGCGUUGGCCUAGCAAGGCAUAUAUUAAACGACUAUUUCGUUCUGAUUCCUAACUCAAUCGAUAGACUCAAGCAACUUCCAAAUCUUGUACCACAUUUCACAGCUAAUUUAUUAACGGCAAUUGGCGAGGUGUACAAAGAUAAAAAUCCUCCAAUAGAAUUAUUAAAACUAAUUGGUAAUUGGAUUAAUGAUAAUCCAAGUUUAUUAUUGACAUCCUUAAUGGAUAAUCCUGCCCUACCUACUGGAGGCAUACCCAUGACUCCAAUCACACCGAUAGCAGGACUUUUUAGGUGGUCUAUUUUAAGCCCGUUACGAGCGUCGACAGAGACCGCAGAUCAGGAAGAACAGCAAAAGUGUUACUCUAAAAUACAACAGUUGUUAAUGGACUCGGUUUUACGGCUAAAAAGUAGCGGGAGUAAUAAGCAUGCAAUUUCUGCCCAACACCUAGCAGCCAUGACCCGUGCCCUCACCGCAAUUUUACACAAUAAUAACGAAUUAGAUAAUUCGUCGAGGGAUCUUGCUAUGGAGAGACUUGCCCAAGCGGUCAGCGCAGCAAUGUCUGCUAAUUGUAUAUAUGGAAAUAAACAGGAACUACUCGCUCUUCUCCAACCAUUAUCUUAUCAACAUUUCUUGAUUGAAUGGACAUUACAGACAUACGCAUCAAAAGCUGCUUAAAAAUAAAUUUAUUUACAAUUGGUAAAUAUUACUGUACAAAAACAAAUUAUCAUUUAUAA
This is a messenger RNA of Ceratosolen solmsi marchali, 1213 nucleotides long. RefSeq lists its product as uncharacterized. The transcript has 4 exons. Bases 69 to 1154 code for a protein of 361 amino acids. NCBI's taxonomy places the organism in Eukaryota, Metazoa, Arthropoda, Insecta, Hymenoptera, Agaonidae. The record is from RefSeq and is a predicted model, not a curated record.